AUGUCGAUUCAUCCAUUUGCCCCCGCCAAGGACUACGAAAUUAGAUUAGCUUCAAAGUUGGUCAAAGAUGCUUACCCAGCUUCCGCUAACGUCCAUUUUGUUCAAAUUGAUAGAUGUGAUCCGCCAAAGAAAUCAAUGAUUGAAUACCUUGCAGCUGAAAGAGAAGGAUUGCCAACUCCACAAAUUCCAAGAAUUUUCUACUGCUACUAUUACACCAAUACUUUUGACUUUAACAAGGCCUUGGUCAAUGUCACAGUUGGACACAUCAUCACAAAAGUUCAACAACCAAAGGGUGUUUUUGGACCACAUUUGCCGGAUGAUAUGGGAGAAAUGGAAAAGCACUGUCUCAACCAUCCUGCUGUUAAAGCCGAAAUUGAAAAGUUGAAGUUGCCAAAAGGUUACAGUGUCAGAAAUGAUCCUUGGAUGUAUGCUAUUGAUAAUCCAAACGAGAAGAGACUUAUGAUUCAGUGCUUCAUGUACGUUUUGGCUGGUAAUGGUCACAGUGAGUCCAAUCAUUACUCCUUGCCUUUGAAGUUUUCGCCAGUUUUCGAAGCUUUUACCAAAAAAUUCAUUAGAAUUGAUCUUUUGCCAGGAGGAUUUGAUGAAACAACAGUGCCAACCGGACCAUGGCAAGAAGUUCCAUGUAGCGAAUACCAUCCUGACUUGAACGGGGAAACUGUGGCAAGGGAUGUCAAACCAUUGUUGGUUUCGCAACCAGAAGGACCAUCGUUUACUGUCAAGGAUGGUUUGGUCAAGUGGCAAGGUUGGGAGUUUAGAGUUUCUCCAACUGUUAGAGAGGGUUUUGCUGUGUAUGAUGGUUGGUUCAAGGGAAGACAAGUAUUUUACAGAAUCUCAUUGUCUGAAAUGACUGUCCCUUAUGGUGAUCCAAGAAAGCCAUAUCAUAGAAAGCAAGCUUUCGAUUUGGGAGACUGUGGGUUUGGUGCUCAUGGUAACAGGUUGGCUUUGGGAUGUGACUGUUUGGGUGUCAUCAAGUACAUGGAUGGACAUAGUAUCAAUGCCCAAGGUGAACCAUUCACCAUUCCAAACACGGUUUGUAUGCAUGAGCAAGAUGAUGGGUUGUUGUACAAGCACGUCAACUAUAGAACUUUGAAUGCUGUUGUUGCAAGAAAGAGAAUAUUUAUAGUUCAAACAAUUGCAACCGUUGCCAAUUACGAGUACAUCAUCAACUUGAAAUUUGUCACUGACGGCUCCAUUGAUAUUGAAACUAGAGCCACUGGUAUCUUGUCAACUAUGCCAAUUGAUGAAAAUGUCAAGGUACCUUGGGGUACCGUUGUUGCACCAAAUUGUAUGGCUGCUUACCAUCAACACAUCUUGUCAUUCAGAAUUGACCCUGCUGUCGAUGGACACAAGAACACGGUUGUUUUCGAUGACACCGUCAAGAUGCCCAAGGAUAACGACUUGAAUCCAUUUGGUAUUGGGUUUGUUACCGAUCGCCACUAUGUUGAAAAAGCAGGAUAUGUCGAACAAUCUCCAUUCACAAACAGAACUUACAAGAUCAUCAACGAAAAUAUCAUCAACCCAAUUUCCAAAACUCCAGUUGGCUACAAGAUCGGUAUGCCAGCUAGACAAAUGUUGUUGGCCGAUAAAGAUUCGUUCAACACAAAGAGAGCCAAAUUCGCUACUCAACAAGUUUGGGUCACAAAAUACCGUGACCAUGAAUUGUUUGCUGCUGGAGAAUUUACCAACCAAUCUCAAAAAGAUACCGGUAUUGGUGUGUGGGCCAAUGGUGUUGAUGAUGUCAGAAAUGAAGAUUGUGUUGUUUGGGCCACCUUGGGAUUCACACAUAUUCCAAGAGUAGAGGAUUUCCCAGUCAUGCCGGUGGAGACUCACAAUAUCCAGUUGGCACCAUUUAACUUUUGGGAUAGGAACCCUGCUUUGGAUAUCCCUCAAGCUAACAACACUUUCAACAAGAGUAUUUUGGUAGAAGGGAAAAAUGAAGAUGCUUGCUGCAAAACAAAGAUAUAG
This is a messenger RNA of Lodderomyces theae, 1986 nucleotides long. RefSeq names its product Amo2p (gene AMO2). Gene Ontology annotation, biological process: amine metabolic process. The coding region runs from base 1 to 1986 and encodes 661 amino acids. The record is from RefSeq and is a predicted model, not a curated record. Lineage: Eukaryota; Fungi; Ascomycota; Pichiomycetes; Serinales; Debaryomycetaceae. The transcript has a single exon. Gene Ontology annotation, molecular function: copper ion binding; primary methylamine oxidase activity; quinone binding.